Fusarium oxysporum Fo47 is the source of this 2224-nucleotide messenger RNA. Its product is annotated as globin-like protein. Lineage: Eukaryota; Fungi; Ascomycota; Sordariomycetes; Hypocreales; Nectriaceae. Bases 478 to 1845 code for a protein of 455 amino acids. Gene Ontology annotation, cellular component: intracellular anatomical structure. Gene Ontology annotation, biological process: nitric oxide catabolic process; cellular response to nitrosative stress. Gene Ontology annotation, molecular function: nitric oxide dioxygenase [NAD(P)H] activity; FAD binding; oxygen binding. The transcript has a single exon. The record is from RefSeq and is a predicted model, not a curated record.
ACACCCUCUAUCGCCUGGGGGUAGUGCUAGGCCUACCACGAGGAAUAGACGGCUUGUGGAGAAGCCCGAGUUCUCUUUCUUUUCUUUUUCUCUAUGGCCAUGGUUAUAAUCUCUGUUUGUGGGUGUAUCACCCCGUCCACUCUAAUUCAACUGGGGGCGUGUGAUAUCUCAGUAUCCAUGCCAUACCAUGCCAUGCCCUUGCUGUGUCAUGGCCAUGAGCCAUGAGGAGGAGGAGAAGGAGGAUAUAAUAUCUGGGGACAACUCCCUCUCAGACUCAUCUCUCGACUGACGAACUCUGCUUCAUUACAACAUCUCAUUCCUCUACUCAUCUGCUACUCUACCAAUUUCGACAUAUACAGCAGUAACACGAAGCAUUGUCGACAUUUCUCAAGACUCUGUCUAUUCCAUAAUCAAUCUCACCCUUCUUAGAGGUGUCUCUUACUACUACUUCAACUGUAGUACCUCAUACUCCUCACAAUGGCUCUGUCAUAUCAACAAACCAGGCUCAUCCGGGGCACCAUCCCCGCCCUCACCGACCACGGAGAGCGCAUCACCACCAUCUUCUACCGCAACAUGCUCCGUGAUCACCCCGAGCUCAACGACUACUUCAACACCGUCAACCAGGCCAACGGUCGCCAGCCUCGUGCCCUUACCGCCGUCAUCCUCAGCUACGCCAAUAACAUCAACCACAUCACAGAGCUCAUCCCCAAGAUGGAGCGCAUGUGCCACAAGCAUUGCUCCCUGGGCAUCAAGCCAGAGCAUUAUGCCAUCGUCGAGAAGUAUCUCAUCGCUGCCUUCGCAGAAGUCCUCGGUCCUGCCAUGACACCCCAGGUCAGAGAGGCUUGGAUGAAGGCAUACUGGAUGCUUGCCAAGAUGCUCAUCGGUCGUGAGGCUCAGCUCUAUCGUGACUUUGGCAAGUGGCAGGGCUACCGUAAGUUCCGUAUCGAGAAGAAGGUUGAGGAGUCUGAUGAUAUCUACUCCUUCUACCUCGUUCCUGUCGACGGAAAGCGUCUUCCUCCCUUUCAGCCCGGUCAGUAUGUUUCUGUUCAGGUACCCAUCGCCGACAAGGGCUAUGUCCAGUCUCGCCAGUACUCCCUGAGCGAGGCUCCUCGACCUGACUACUACCGCGUUACCGUCAAGCGAGACGAGGGACUUCACAUGACCCGCAGCGGUCGAUAUCUCGGAGGCGAUGCCCUCAACCCCGGUGUUGUCUCCAACCUCCUUAUCGACAUGAAGGACGAGGGUGAUAUCGUUGAGUUGACUCACCCUGCUGGCGAGUUCUACCUCGACAUGUCCAACACGUCCAACGUUCCCAUCGUCCUCAUCUCUGCCGGUGUCGGUGUCACUCCCAUGAUGUCCAUCCUCAACACCGUUUCCGAGCGCCAGCCUCAUCGUCCCGUCUCCUGGAUCCACGGCUCCCGCCGCUCCGUUCCCUUCUACGACCAAGUCCGCCGUAUCGCCCGUAACCGCCCCAGCUUCCGCACCAAUAUCUUCAAGACCCAUCUCGCCGAGUCCGAUGUCUACGGCGUAACCUACGACCACGACUUCCGCAUGGACCUUGCCAAGGUCGACAAGGAAGACCUCUACCUUUGCAACAGCUCUACCGAGUACUACAUUUGCGGCCCUGAGCAGUUCAUGCUCGAGAUGGCUGAGUAUCUCAAGGCUCAAAAGGUCGAUGCCCCUCGCAUGCAUUUUGAGCUCUUCAGCACUGGUGACAUGGAGUUCAAGGUCGAUACCCUGAGCAUCGGCUCUGCGUCAAGGGCAACUUCCAUAAACAGCGACGAGGCCAGAUGCCCUAGCUCUGGAGCCAUCUCUACGAAUGGUGCUACUUGCCCCUUCUCAUGAGUUUGGACCAUAUUUAAGCUGAACGAACAAAAACAUAAAACUAUUUACGGGGCAUCUCUCGGUCAUGGGCUAGAUUACGGGAAGUGAUGAGGCGUUACGGAUCCGGCGCAUAUCUUAUUCUUUAUUGUUGUAUCUCUUGUUACAAGAUUCCCUUUGAUGACAAAUAUUCUCACUGUCAAACCAUAAUACAUGUUCAUGUUCUACUUCUACACUACAAGGUUAGGGGGUUUCGACGACACAUUGGGCUUACCUGAAUGAAACGGCGGGAAGGAAAAGUGCGAGAUUUGGGCUGGGAUUGGGAGGUGUCUAGAAAGCGAAAAGAGAAAUCAACAGAAUUUCAUUGUUCUACCUGAAUAAACAAACAUGCUAAAACAUGAUA